CCUAAUUAGUUUCUUUUAAAAUUAAUGUAACAAUGUUACGAAUUUACAUUAAAUUGUGGUCACUUGUUUAAUUGAACAAUUAAUUGUUCUUGUUGAAAACUGCGUUCAACUUAUGAGUUGAUAUUCACAAUUAAAGUGAUUCGUUUGUGUGUGUUUACGUCUAUAGGCCUUUCUUAUUAUUUUCCAUUCGGUUGAAUCUUUUUUUUUUGUUUUAAUCUUCUUUGUGACAUUAAUUAUGGAUAGUUAUGAUGAUAUUAGUUCUACUACAAUGGAUAAUGUUUAUGAUAAUAUAGUUAAAAGUAAUAACAAUAUAAAUUUCCAGUCUUCUCCUGAUUCUUCGGAUACCUGGGAAUAUACUAUGAGACGGGAUAGACAAGAGAUUGUUCCUGGAAUCUAUUUGGGUCCCUAUUCGUCGGCGACAAGGUCAAAAAUAAACGAGCUUCACCAAGAUGGUAUUACUCAUAUUAUCUGUGUACGAGAUGAAUCUGAAUCGAAAUUCAUCAAACCCAAUUUUCCUGGUCAAAUUCAAUACAUGGUUCUUAAUAUUUCAGACAAUUUUUUCCAAGCGAUAAUACCUUUUUUCUCUCAAGUAAAAGAUUUUAUCAACGAUUGUCUCAAUAAACAUGGUAAAGUUCUAGUUCAUGGUAAUGCUGGUAUAUCUCGAUCUGCAUCCCUGGUUAUUUCUUACCUAAUGGAUGUUUCAGAAUUAAGUUAUCCUCACGCUUUAGCUCUUGUUCAAAGUAAAAGAUAUUGUGUUCAUCCGAAUCCCAAUUUUCAAAGGCAACUAUUGGAAUACGAGCCGAUCUUAAGAGCUCAGAAUGUUAUGCGAAACUUUCCAUCUAAACGAGGCCAUGAAUUGAUCGAAGAAGCAAUUACUGGUUGAUUAAGAUUUUCGUUUAAAUGUUCAUUGGACAGAGAAUUUCAUCAUUGUUUAAAAAAAAGUGUUUUUUCCUUUAUUUUUUUUUCGUUGAAAAGCCAAAAUUGAAACUUGGACCCAUGUGAUUUGUUUUACAGUUUCUUUUGUAUGUUUUUCUUUAUUUAUAAUUAAUGUUAAUGGUCAUGUUUGUUAUAACACUUUUUCUUGUGAUGAUAAAAAUGAUACUGGAUUUGACGAGCUA
This is a messenger RNA of Panonychus citri (citrus red mite), 1118 nucleotides long. Its product is annotated as serine/threonine/tyrosine-interacting protein B-like. Gene Ontology annotation, biological process: regulation of ERK1 and ERK2 cascade; negative regulation of SCF-dependent proteasomal ubiquitin-dependent catabolic process; protein dephosphorylation. Gene Ontology annotation, cellular component: nucleoplasm; cytoplasm. The record is from RefSeq and is a predicted model, not a curated record. NCBI's taxonomy places the organism in Eukaryota, Metazoa, Arthropoda, Arachnida, Trombidiformes, Tetranychidae. Gene Ontology annotation, molecular function: F-box domain binding; protein tyrosine/serine/threonine phosphatase activity. The transcript has a single exon. The coding region runs from base 236 to 883 and encodes 215 amino acids.